UACUUGUACUGAUAAUUUUGGUGGACUGACCUUGUCGAGCCGGGACAGGACAGGGUCCAUCCCGUGGUAGUUGAUUGCAGCAUUGAAACAAUUGCAUUAUGCAUUGGACGAGUCAAAUUUAAGAAGUACAUGUUACCCAAGAAUUGUGUCGAUAUGAUUAUUUUAUUUAAACUUAACAUCUUGCUAUCCCUGCUGGGAAUUAUACUGAACUUGGAUACCGUAGUUGCAAAGGAUGUCAUACGAAAAGAUGGUUAUUGCACUAUGUAUGGUCGGCAGCCGACAUCAAAAGCCAACAUACCAUAUAAUGGAAAAGCAAAAAACGUUUCAGAUGAAGAAUUAAAAAUCUUAAAAGAUGUUUGUCCUUAUCUUACUAAAGGAAAAAGAGAUGAAAUAAGAAGUUGUUGUGGUUUAAAACAGUUGCAGACAUUACAGUCACAAUUAAAAACUGCCUCCUCAAUGUUUUCCCGUUGCCCUGCCAGCUCUAAAAACUUCUUUAAUAUGUGGUGUGAAUUCACCUGCUCACCAAACCAAUCCAAAUUUCUUGAUUACAAGUUUGAUGGUUUUGUUGCCACUGCAGAUUAUUACAUCUCAUCACAGUUUUCGAAUGGAUUGUACAAAUCUUGCAUUGAUGUCAGUUUUCCAGGUGACAAUGGGAAAGUGUUAGACCUUAUGUGUGGGGUUACUGUUGAUAAAUGCACACCAAAGAAGUUUUUAGAUUUCAUUGGUAGUCCUAAUAGUGGUGCACCAUUUCAAAUCAAUUUUCAUGUUAAUGAAAGUGCUCCUAAUAUUACCAACAAUGAUUUCAAAAUGAUUCGCUGUAACGAAACAUAUUUUGAUGAGAAUACUGGACGAAACAGGUCAGCUUGCUCUUGCCAAGAUUGUAGAGCCACCUGUCCACCAUUGCCAUCUGUCCCAGGACCAAAAAAACAUAGACAUAUCCUUGGAAUUAGAUUCAUCUGCUUUAUCAUCGGCGCAUGUGUUCUAGGUUGGCUGCUCAUAUUUUUGUCAUUAAGCGUUAUAGAUAUAUUUUAUUCCUCAAGAAGAUCAAUGAUGCAUAUUGAGGAAAGAUCAAACUCAUUGAGAACUGCUUCUCUUUCUUCUGCUGGUAAUGGACCAUAUAAGUCAACAGAUUUCUUACAUAGAGAAUCGGAAGACAAAAGCUGUUUAAUUCGUAUUGGAAUUAAAACAGAAUUUGCACUGCAGAAAUUAUUUCGAAAAUGGGGUGCAAUAUGCUCGCAUCAUCCCUGGAAAGUGGUUUUCAUUUCUUUAGCAGUAUGCAUUGUGCUGUCGAUUGGUUUGGUUAAAUUCACAGUCAUUACGGAUCCUGUGGAGUUAUGGUCAUCUCCGUCUAGUAGGGCUCGAAUGGAAAAAGAUUAUUAUGAUGAGAAAUUUACACCAUUUUAUCGAACUGAGCAAGUUAUUCUAACAGGAACUGAAGACCUACCUGUUGAAGAUUUUAAAGUGUACCAAGGAGCCCAUUAUAACUUUUCUGGUUUAAUGCAUUUUAAUGUUUUAAAAACGGUUCUUGACUUGCAGCUUGAGCUGAUGGAUUUAACGGUGAAAUAUGAAGGGGAAACCAUUGGACUUAAAGACAUCUGCUUUCAACCUCUCUCAAAUAUCAAGGAGUGUGCUGUGUUUAGUGCAUUGCAAUAUUGGCAGUUAAAUAGGACAAGAUUAGAGUAUUGUGUGGAUACUAUGGGUUACAAUUGCAGUGAUCCAUCGAGUUUUACAGAAAGAGCUGAAGAUUGGCAUAAUCAGAUUCUAGGAUGUUCAAAAAAUCCAUCAGCAACAUCGAAUGGUGAUUACUUGAAGCUUCCAUGUAUGAGCAAAUUUGGUGCACCUGUUAGUCCUAAACUUAUCUUUGGUGGCUUUCCCGGAACUGCUUAUUACCAGUCUAAAGCUCUGAUUAUAACAUUUGUGGUAAAAAACCACAAGAAUAAAGCUAAUAAUAAGAAAGCAGAAGCCUGGGAAAAGGUCUUCAUUGACUAUUUAAAGAACUGGAAAAAAAAUGAGGCAUGGAAAUAUAACCUCACUGUGGCAUUUUCCAGUGAAAGGUCAAUUCAGGAUGAAAUCAACCGUGCUAGUGAAGCUGAUAUUUUAACGAUUAUAUUGAGUUACUUGUUGAUGUUCUUGUACAUUGCUAUUGGUCUAGGUCAAUUCAAAUCAGCUGCAAGAAUAUUGGUUGAUGCAAAAUUCACUGUUGGAAUUGUUGGUGUGGUCAUUGUAUUGUUAUCGGUGGCUUCUUCGCUCGGCAUUUGCUCUUAUGCUGGCAUUUCUGCAACAUUGAUCAUCGUCGAAGUAAUCCCCUUUCUUGUUCUUGCUGUUGGUGUUGACAACAUCUUUAUUCUUGUGCAAGCAAUUCAACGUGACGUUCGACUUCCCAGUGAAGAUGCUUCAGAUCAGGUUGCACGGGUUUUGGGUGCUGUUGGUCCUAGUAUGUUUUUGUCUUCAUUAUCGGAAUCAGUUGCAUUUGGGUUUGGUGCCUUGUCAACAAUGCCUGCUGUCCACACAUUUGCUAUUUAUGCUGCAAUGGCUGUGGCAUUUAACUUUCUCCUUCAGAUCACAAUGUUAGUAGCUGUCGUAACCUUAGAUGUUCAACGGCAAUAUCGCAACCGGUACGAUGUGGCCUGCUGCUAUGGUCUACCUAAAUCAGACCAAACAGAAGAAGAUUGCCUACCUGGUGGCAUCUUGUAUUUUCUUGUAAAAAAGAUUUAUGCACCAUUCCUAAUGCUGUACCCUGUUCGUGUUGCUGUGAUCGUGAUAUUUUCAAUAUUUUUGGGCUCAAGUAUUUGCGAAAUACCAAAUUUAAAUGUUGGAAUUAGUCAAACAAUCGCAUUACCAAGAGACUCGUUCCUUUUGAAUUAUUUCUCCAGCAUGUCAACGUAUUUGAAAACAGGCGCUCCGGUGUAUUUCGUUAUAAGAGAAGGAUACGACUAUUCAAAAGUUAAAAAUCAAAACAUGGUGUGUAGCACAGCGGGCUGCAAUUCAAGUUCCGUGACUGGUAAUUUAUUUUCACAAUCUCUCAUCAGCAAUUAUUCUACAAUCGCGCUUCCAUCAUCCUCCUGGAUUGAUGAUUAUUUUACAUGGAUUGAUCCAGGCACUCCGUGCUGCAGAAUACUUAAUUACACCACGAGUCCUGACAAAAAUAUCACGUAUUAUAACUUCACUUUUUGCCCUUCGACCGCUCCAGAUAAUUGGACUUGUUACAGUUGCUUACCCAACAGCAAAGCUGGUGUUCAUCCUCAGUCGGAAGAAUUCCGUAAAUUCCUUCCGUGGUUUUUGAAAGAUAACCCAAACACAAAGUGUGCAAAAGGAGGGCAUGCGGCAUAUGCUAACGCUGUCAAACUAAACAAACCCAGCAACAAUAACUUAGUGAACGCAUCUUACUUUAUGACGUACCAUACGGUUUCCACUACUGCUGAGGAGUUCACACAUUGUUUGAAAUACGCAAGGGAGUUAGCUGCUAACAUGACCCAGUUAAUUGGACACGAAGUAUUCCCGUACAGUGUUUUCUAUGUCUUUUACGAGCAGUAUCUGACAAUAGUAAAUGACACAUGGAAAGACCUGAUGAUAUCACUCGCUGCCAUCUUUGUCGUGACGUUCUUACUCAUGGGUUUCAACUUUGGGUUAGCAUUUUGCAUUACGUUGACUGUCGCGAUGAUUGUUACUAAUUUACUGGGGCUUAUGUAUAUGUGGGAUGUAUCGUUGAAUGCUGUUUCACUGGUAAACUUAGUCAUGGCUGUUGGCAUCUCUGUUGAGUUUUGCUCUCAUAUUGCACGUGCCUUUUCAACAAGUCCUUAUUCAUCAAGGGUUAAGAGAGCAGAAGAUGCUUUGGGUCGCGUUGGUAGCUCUGUACUUAGCGGUAUUACUAUUACCAAAUUUGUCGGUGUUUUUAUACUGAUGUUUGCGAAGUCGGAGUUGUUUGAGAUCUAUUAUUUCCGGAUGUAUAUGGGUAUUAUCAUAAUUGGAGCGCUGCAUGGUCUCGUAUUUCUACCUGUGCUGCUGAGUUAUUGUGGUCCAGCUAGUCGCGCAACAGAAGAAGACAUACAGCGGGCUAGUCAACGCAACGUUAAAAUCAGCAGUGGAAAGCAUACAUCAAUAGUUGAUACCUGAUGGCCUCUUUUUUAAUUGCGUUUAAUUUAUUCUUUUAUACAACUCAUGUGAAAAAUUCUUCAAAGUUUUCUCCGGAUUGCAUUGAUGGUGUUCAAAAAUGACGCGAACAUGUUCGCGUAAAAAACGUUAGUCUAUUGUAAAAAAUUAUAUUAGAAUAUUAAAAUUAUUUGAAGAUAAUUAUAUGAACGAAA
Messenger RNA from Hydractinia symbiolongicarpus, 4304 nucleotides. RefSeq names its product NPC intracellular cholesterol transporter 1-like. Bases 130 to 4113 code for a protein of 1327 amino acids. Lineage: Eukaryota; Metazoa; Cnidaria; Hydrozoa; Anthoathecata; Hydractiniidae. Gene Ontology annotation, cellular component: membrane. The transcript has 9 exons. Gene Ontology annotation, molecular function: lipid carrier activity. The record is from RefSeq and is a predicted model, not a curated record.